ACUUUAUGUAUACCGUUGAAAAUAAUUUUCUUACUACUAUGUUUUAAUUAACAUUUAAUAAAGUUACUAUCGAAAUAUAAUGCUCCUGACGUCAUAUACCUUUUUAAGCGCGCCAAUUUUUAAAUACAAAUCCUUGCUUCUAAGAUUGAUCAUAACAUUAUACAUGUUUCAUUUUUUAUUUUCUUUAUAAUCAUAUUAGUUUUGAAUCGUUAUUAUUAUGUUUCAUAAUGACAUACGAUUGUCGCUUAUAGUUUGUUUAUAUAUAAAUUGUAUACUACGAAUCCCAAAUUCAAUGUAAUACCCUGAAUUUUUAUUCUUUCCAAAUUCUAAAUUCUUUGUAUUGAAGUAUAUAUUGCCCAUAAUAACUACAAAUACUAAUAUUUUUUAAAAAUGACUUGUUUGCAAGAAUAUUCCAGUGGCAAUGGCGAAGGAGUUGCGGAAGCUAUCGGAAAUUGGGGUUUUUCUAACAGAACUUGUAACAGUGGUCAAGAACUUAGACGCUUGAAAUGUUUAUUUGCUAAAAUGGAUUGUUUGCGUACUACGAAACCUAUGACGUAUGUACAAUAUAAUCGUAAAUAUGAUCCUGAAGCGUGGCACGUUAAACCAAGUCCCGAGGGAUGUAAGCCUGCAUGGACAUUUCCUGAAAAUAGACCCUUAAUAACUUACAAUUCAGUAGGAGAUAUCGUACUCGUGUCCACUUUUAAUAACGUUGCAUCCGAUUUAGCUUACAAGAUACCUGGUAGAACAUAUAUGUUGCAUGGUGUAAGUACACAUCUAAACAUUAUGAGUUACAAAUAUCUCCUUAUCUUUGUUAAUUUAUUUUCUAGACAAACAAGUGGUAUCGAAGAGAUCCAGAUUGUUGUCCGCAACCAAGUUGUUUAGCACCUCAGUGUACACAAAUUUGUUAUAUUUAAACAAUUGUAUAACUUAUAAUAAACAAAUAAUAUAUG
Molecule: messenger RNA, 950 nt
Organism: Polistes canadensis
Lineage: Eukaryota; Metazoa; Arthropoda; Insecta; Hymenoptera; Vespidae
Exons: 2
Coding region: 391-882 (163 amino acids)
Source: RefSeq, a predicted model, not a curated record